Rotaria socialis is the source of this 801-nucleotide messenger RNA. The record is from the annotation of a GenBank genome assembly. NCBI's taxonomy places the organism in Eukaryota, Metazoa, Rotifera, Eurotatoria, Philodinida, Philodinidae.
AUGUUAUAUGCGUUUCUUAUUGUAAAUUCAGUGUUAAUUCUAUCUAUUCAAGCAUAUUUUGAUGAUGUUCUUUUCGAUAUUCAAAAUCAAAAUCGAUUCAAUCCUUAUAUGUUUAGUCUUCCAACUAUUUUUCAUGUGGAUCGCCAUACUCAAUAUGGAUAUGUAAGAGGUACGAGUUAUCAAGUUGAUUCACGAGAUUCAUUCUAUCCAAAAUAUAUCAGUGUGUUUCUUGGAAUUCCAUAUGCUCGGCCACCAGUCGGUCUCUAUCGAUUUAAACCACCAUUACCACCUGAUCCAUGGGAACCAGCUUUUUUAUUAUAUGAUGCAACUUAUUAUCGACCAUCAUGUCUACAACCAGCAAGUGAACAGGAAAAAAUUCGCCAGUAUAUUCCACAUUUUCCUCCGUCAAAUUUUAGCGAAGAUUGCCUUUUUUUAAAUAUAUUUGCACCAAAUAGAACUGAUCGAUACAUGCCGAAAUUGCCUGUGAUUGUAUUUAUACAUGGGGGAGAUUUUAUUGGUGGAAGUUCACAAAUUUAUAAUGGAUUCGUUUUAGCUCAACGAAAUGUUGUUGUUGUUACAUUUAACUAUCGACUUGGUCCAUUAGGGUUUUUGAGUACGAAAACCUUAAACGGUCGAGGUAAUUAUGGUCUUUUCGAUCAACGUAUGGCUUUAAAAUUUGUCUAUGAUAAUAUACGAGAAUUCAAUGGUGACCCAGAAAAUAUAACUGUUAUCGGUCAUGAAGCUGGAGCAGCGAGUAUUGGUUUACAUUUAUUAUCACAAAAUACACCUCGCAAGUUUUAA